This is a messenger RNA of Geosmithia morbida, 1092 nucleotides long. RefSeq lists its product as uncharacterized. NCBI's taxonomy places the organism in Eukaryota, Fungi, Ascomycota, Sordariomycetes, Hypocreales, Bionectriaceae. The coding region runs from base 1 to 1092 and encodes 363 amino acids. The record is from RefSeq and is a predicted model, not a curated record. The transcript has 7 exons.
AUGAUUUGCGUCAUCAACUCAGUCAUCAGCCCCCCGAUCGGAGGUGUUGCGUCCCAGGAUGUGGCAAGGUCUUCCAUCGGAAAGAUCUCCUCGAGAGGCAUCAAGCCAGACAGUUCUGAGCAAGAAUAUCGAGGUCAAGCUGAGGUCGAGGCCGCCAUGGCAGGUAUCAAUCGAGGUGUCCCUCACCCUCUGGGCUACCCCGGACCGUCGCCGUUGCCGUACGGUGGAUCGAUGAUGACACAACCACCCCCGCCGCCUCCGCAGCAGCAAUACCCGGACUCUACUGAGCAGCCGGACGACGCCCCGCGAUACUUGCCACCCAGCAAUGACCACGGCAAAAGUCCCGUGUCGGCGCCGCUCGUGCUGGCCCCGGCUGCUGACCUGCGUCCGGACGUCCGGAUCUCCAUGCCCCCUCCACCUGGGCGUCUACUGAGACCGGGCGUGAUGGAUAUGCUGCAGUGUGUCAUGGCGGCCAUGGCGGCCAUGGUAAGCUGGCAACGCAGUUUCUCGGCGGGGGCGACCGCAGGAAUGAUGCCCGAGAGCUGCAUGCGCAUGCUUGGAGUGCCUGCGACGCUCGGGAGCGUCAGACUCCCGCGCUUGGGGUCAGGGACUCCAGACCGACCGGGCCGCCUACACAGUGCGGACGGUGGGCAUGCGGCGCCUAAGAUGGACGCGGCCGUGCUGGCGUGUCCGUGCGCACCGGUACUGCGGUGGGACGGCAGCGGCGCGUACGAGGCACACAUGGCCGACGUAUUCGGCUGCUCGGGCAUGACCAACGCGAUGCCGGCGCUGCUCUGCCACACGCCCCUGGACCUGCUCCUCCUCUCGGCACCGUCCGGGACGACGACGACACUCUCGCAGAGUCGCCGGCUGGACGAGUGGGGCACCGUCGACUGCUGGGCCGCCUGCGUGCUGCGCCCUCGUAUGCUGGGUAUACUCUACCAGGUCGUGGGGCGCGGCGGGUUCUUUGACGAUGAUGAGCACGUUGCCGUCGCCGGCCUGAGGUGGGUCGAGAAGGCGGCGGCCAUGUGGGACGAUGCGGUCGAGACGAGGGCGGCUCGUGUGCUGGGUAUGGUCUACGAGUACGAGUAG